Cucumis melo (muskmelon) is the source of this 909-nucleotide messenger RNA. Its product is annotated as glycine-rich protein 5-like. The record is from RefSeq and is a predicted model, not a curated record. NCBI's taxonomy places the organism in Eukaryota, Viridiplantae, Streptophyta, Magnoliopsida, Cucurbitales, Cucurbitaceae. Bases 105 to 575 code for a protein of 156 amino acids. The transcript has a single exon.
UAAAGCACUCCCUCAACUGUUAGCCUCCACUUUUCUCCCUAUAUAAACAACUUCCUUGCCUCCUCAUCCAAUAUCCAAAACCAAUAACUGUUUGCUACAAUAAUAUGGCUUCUAAGAUUGUCUUUCUGGUGUUUCUUGGUGCUUUUCUCUUCAGCACUUCCGGAGCUCGCAAGUUGAGUACUGCCUCUUUUAAAGAUGAGAAGUUCUUCCACCGUCCCAGAUUUGGAGGUGGUGGACUGGGUGGAGGAGGUGGUGGAGGGUUCGGUGGAGGUGGAGGCGGAGGAUUAGGUGGUGGUUCGGGAGGUGGUUUUGGUGGAGGAUCUGGAUUUGGUGGCGGUGUUGGUGGUGGAGCUGGUGGUGGAGGAGGGUUUGGUGGCGGAGGUGGUGGUGGAAUAGGCGGAGGGAGUGGUUUUGGAGGUGGAGCAGGUUUCGGAGGAGGCUCCGGUGGAGGAGGAGGACUUGGUGGUGGUGCUGGCGGUGGAGGAGGGUUUGGUGGCGGAGGUGGAGGUGGACUUGGGGGCGGAGCAGGCGGAGGGUUUGGUGGUGGUGCCGGUGCAGGAGGUGGAUACCCUUGAAGGAUAUGAAAUGUUUUUACCAUCAAAGGAAAAAGUGUCUUUGAGAAGACCCUAUCCAUAUAGUUUUUGGUAUUAUAGUUUUUGCAUGUGCAAUAAUGUGGUUUGGUGUGUGUUGUUUUUUAUUCUAAAAUUAGAAGGCUUCAUAUGUGGAAGAACUCUGUCUUUGGCUCACAAUUUCUUAUAUUUCUAAUUGUAAUUUCCAAUAAAUGAAAAGAAAAUAAGAUUGUAUUUUUUAAGGAAAAAAAAAAGUCUCUCAAUCUCCAUUCUCAUACAUGAGUUCAUUUAUGGAGAGAGAGAGAGCAAAACGUGAGAUAUGUACUCUUUCCAUUGUUAA